AAUCGAAACUCAUCCCAAGUUUUUUGGUUAUGUGAGUUAAGAGUUGAUCUUGAUUUGAUAACUUGUGAACAAAGUAGGACAACAACCAACAAGUGCUUUAAUUGUGGUAGCAAUUUGAGUUUGAUUACUCUUGUUUUUUUAAAUAUCCAAACAGUAUUUAAUUUAUUUCUAAUUUUGGGGUUCAAGUUUUAUUUGAUUAGUGUAUAUUGGCGUAGAUUAGGCAUUAUAUAUUUCUAGCUCUGCUGUUAGUUGUCUGGUUAACUAUUACCCUGCUUCCUGCUUUAACUGUAUUUUAUUAUUAUGCUCAACCGACAAGUUAAAUGAGUAUAAUUUCUUUUCGCCAGUUAAAAUUAUUAAAAGUUUUGAGCUUAACCAUCAACAAAUUUACAAUGGCAACCGCUGUUGAAAGUACUGAGGCCGUCAGUUCUUGUAUAUUUUGCCAAAUUAUUAAAGAGAAUGAUCCAAAUAAACUAAUUUAUGAGGAUGAAGAAUUAGUAUCCUUUGCAGACAUCAAACCAGCUUCUAAAUGCCAUUACUUGAUUGUACCAAGAAAACACAUAAAGGAUGCUAAAGAUCUGAAGACACCAGAUGAUAAAGUUCUUGUUGAAAAAAUGGUUGAAGUUGCGAAAAGGAUCUUAGUCGAGAAGAACUGUGACCUCACGGAUGCAAGGUUCGGAUUUCACUGGCCACCUUUCCACACUGUAUCUCAUCUCCAUCUGCAUGCUAUUAGCCCAGCCAGCGAAAUGGGCAUGAUUGCCAAAAUGAUCUUUCGACCAGACUCAUUCUGGUUUGUCUCGCCAGAUUAUGUGAUCUCUCGUUUGUAAAGCGGGGCCCGUACGUACAUGACCAACCUGGCUGUCAACUCUAGUUGCUGU
Messenger RNA from Nilaparvata lugens (brown planthopper), 875 nucleotides. RefSeq names its product histidine triad nucleotide-binding protein 3. Gene Ontology annotation, molecular function: catalytic activity. Lineage: Eukaryota; Metazoa; Arthropoda; Insecta; Hemiptera; Delphacidae. The transcript has 5 exons. The record is from RefSeq and is a predicted model, not a curated record. The coding region runs from base 321 to 824 and encodes 167 amino acids.